AAAAUAUUUGUUAUUAUCACGACUAUAACUAUUCCACCACCACGACUGUCGUUAGUAAUAUUGGUUAUCAUCAGUUGCAUAGCGGUGCUUUUAUUGUGAUGGUGUGACAGAGAGCAACAAUCAGCAGAUUAAGGCAGUGCCGUGUCACCACCCGCAUAACUCUUCGCAGCACUCCGAGGUAGCGGUUGAAGUGUCGUUUGUGUCUUACCUGAUGAAAACGUCAAACACAGGUGCUGCACGUGAACCACUGAAUCAGUUUAAGGUUUCCAAACGAAGCAGAUACUGGAAUGGCACCAAUUCUGUAUGACACAGAACCACAACCUGGAGAUUUAAUAGAAAUCUUCCGUGGGCUCUACCAGCACUGGGCUGUGUACAUCGGAAAGGGCUACGUUAUUCACUUGGCACCACCCUGUGAGGUUGCAGGAGCAGGUGCCAGCAGUUUUAGGUCUGUCACCUGUGAUAAGGCCAUAGUGAAGAGAGAGCGGCUGUGGGAUGUGGUGGGAACCGACAAAUGGCAAAUAAACAACAUUCUCGAUGACAAGCAUGAACCCCGCCAAGCUCCUGUCAUAGUGGAGGAGGCCAAGGCGCUGGUGGGCAGAGUGCAGCCAUACAGCCUCCGCUGUCAGAACUGUGAGCACUUUGCCACUGAGCUGCGCUAUGGCAAGGCAGAGUCCCGCCAGGUGCGUAAUGCACAAAAUACGCUCAUAGCUGCUGGCACGGCAGCGGCCGUGGUUCUUGGCGCUGCAGCUUUCAUACGACAUCUGUCGGGACGCAGCAAACACACCGAGGAGGACGAGGACGAGGACGAGGACUGAUCAAAGUCUGGAUUCACCUGUUCACUUUUUGUUUUUGACAUAUUUUGUUUAUAAUAAUAUAAUCACUUAAAUGUCGGAAUUAUUAUUUUAGUUUAAAUCCAUUGAGCCCUCUGUAUUUACAUUGGGAGCAAGUUCUCAUCAUGUUUGUAAUGGUCAACCUAAACACCUUUUGAGAUAGAUAGUUGCUUAAUUCUACACACAGUGCCUUAAGCAGAUCACCAGCAGCUCAUCGAUCUGAAUCACAUACUUAUGCUGCGUGCACAGUUAAUAGGCAAGUGAGUAUUUUGAGCUUAUUGUCAAUUCUAUGUUUUUUUUCCAACUCCAAGCUAUAUGAACUUGAAAGCUAAUUGGAUUUAAACAUUAUCAGGUGGUGUGUAUUUGUGUGAUGAGGGAGGGUGUGGCCUAAAGUGAUCAACACCCUAUAUUAAGGUGUGCAUAAUUAUUAGGCAUAAACGCGAUCUAUUAACAGUUUGGAUUGACUGAGAGAACUGCAUUUGCUCAGGAAUACAACUUGCCUAUUAAUUGUGCACGCAGUGUAUAACACUACCUAUUUUGUAUUUAGUCAUAUUUAUAUGGAAAAUGAUCACACUAUUUAACUACUAGGAAAAGCACUGACCUACACCAGCGUUACACUACUUCACACUAACUCCAAUCACAAAGACUCCAAGGUCAUAGGUUUUUGAAGGGAAAUGCAACAAAAUAACUGAUGAAAAUGUGAUGAAAUUGUCAGUACAAGAAAGCCAUGUAACUACAUGUCGUGUUAAUUUGUUACCUCCUGACGCUUAACGGUUCGUAUGUGGUUGGAAUAAAAUACUGCGUCUGUGUAA
Messenger RNA from Solea senegalensis (Senegalese sole), 1642 nucleotides. RefSeq names its product phospholipase A and acyltransferase 3-like. The coding region runs from base 288 to 815 and encodes 175 amino acids. The record is from RefSeq and is a predicted model, not a curated record. NCBI's taxonomy places the organism in Eukaryota, Metazoa, Chordata, Actinopteri, Pleuronectiformes, Soleidae. The transcript has 6 exons. Gene Ontology annotation, cellular component: cytoplasm. Gene Ontology annotation, molecular function: A2-type glycerophospholipase activity; glycerophospholipid phospholipase A1 activity. Gene Ontology annotation, biological process: N-acylphosphatidylethanolamine metabolic process.